AUGCCUGCACCCAUCUCUAGUCACAUCCUUGCCCCCAUCCCCACACCCAUCCCUACUCUGAUCCUGCUUUCAUCCCCACACCCAUCCCUACUCUCAUCCCUGCUCCCAUCUCCACACCCAUCCCUGCUUCCAUCCUCACUCCCAUCCUUGCUUCUGUCCCCACUCCCAUCCCUGAUCCCAUCCCUUCUCCUAUCCCUGUCCCAUCCCUGA
This is a messenger RNA of Pterocles gutturalis (yellow-throated sandgrouse), 210 nucleotides long. RefSeq names its product helicase SRCAP-like. NCBI's taxonomy places the organism in Eukaryota, Metazoa, Chordata, Aves, Pterocliformes, Pteroclidae. The transcript is spliced from 2 exons. The coding region runs from base 1 to 210 and encodes 69 amino acids. The record is from RefSeq and is a predicted model, not a curated record.